Messenger RNA from Pseudozyma hubeiensis SY62, 738 nucleotides. RefSeq lists its product as hypothetical. Lineage: Eukaryota; Fungi; Basidiomycota; Ustilaginomycetes; Ustilaginales; Ustilaginaceae. The record is from RefSeq and is a predicted model, not a curated record. The transcript has a single exon. Bases 1 to 738 code for a protein of 245 amino acids.
AUGAAGUCCAUCUUUGCUAUCAGCACGCUGCUGUGCGCCGCCUCUUUCGCCACCUCGGUCAUGGCGGUGCCUACGCUGCCCACGCCCGACGAGCCAUUCUUUGUGUCUCGUAUGGUGCGACGAGCGGUUCCUCAUGACGACUCUGCAGCGACUCCAUCUCACGUUGCAGACACAUGCGGACGAUACGCUCUUCAAAAGCCACAAAGGCUCCAAGUCAGAUCCUACAACGAUUCGACCACAACAUACCUCUACCUCGGUCAGGGCAUCAACGACAAGACUCAGAGCGUGCUCGCCGCUGUCAACCCCGCCGGCCACUCCAACGGCCCAGCCGGCUUUGAUUUCCAGACGUGCGACUACCAAGGCUUCACCCAGGGCUACUCGCGAAACGAAGGUGGCAGUAUGGGUGCUCCCAUCGAGUACUGGGGCCGCGUCGUAACCAACCUCACUCUCACCGGCAAGCCAAAGAAGACCUGCCUCUCAGCAUCUACCGACGAUCACACCAAGGGUCACUUCAUCUUUACCAAGUGCAACGACGCAGAUGCAAAGCAAUGGUUCCGCUUGCAAGAGGGAAUUGGUGGUGCCGCACUGUCCUACUAUCCCGUCAGAAACCACACCGGUUACAAGUACGAGGGUCAAACGCCCGAAUACUUCAAAGUCGACCUUCAUCCCAACUACAACCACAUCAACGAGGUCAAGUACACAAAGUCCAACUCGCAACAGUACGUUCUCUUUGAUUAA